This is a messenger RNA of Topomyia yanbarensis, 1628 nucleotides long. RefSeq names its product serine protease SP24D-like. The transcript has 3 exons. Lineage: Eukaryota; Metazoa; Arthropoda; Insecta; Diptera; Culicidae. Gene Ontology annotation, biological process: proteolysis. The record is from RefSeq and is a predicted model, not a curated record. Bases 154 to 960 code for a protein of 268 amino acids. Gene Ontology annotation, molecular function: serine-type endopeptidase activity.
AUUUUAAUGAAUCCUCCGUAGUUUAGCCCAACGAUCGAACUAAAAACCAUUCAUUUCCUUGUGUACGCCAAACCCACAAUAUCCGGUCGGUUUUGCAUAGUUUGUGAACUGUUACGUGCGACGGAACUUGCGGAAAACCACCACCCAAUCAAAAUGUUCGUGCAAUCGAAAAGCGGGUCGACAUUUUUCCUGCUAGGACUUUCGCUGGUGUACGCAUCCGGUACCCAGUUUAUUCCCCUAGAGCAGGCCAGACGACUGUCGUUGUUGUCAUCGUCGGCAUCGGAAACGCGUAUCGUUGGCGGAUCUGCGGCCGAUGCCAAUCAGUUUCCCUUCCAGGUAGCACUGCUGCGUUACGGAAUUUCAUUGAGCUGCGGCGGAUCGCUGAUUGCAAACCAAUGGGUCCUGACGGCAGCGCAUUGUGUGUAUAGCGGAAAUCAAGUUGCAUCUCCCUUCUCCAUCACUGUCCUCGCCGGUACCGUCAACCUGGGCCAGGGAGGAGUGCGUCGUCAGGUACAACGAAUCAUUCCCCAUGAAAACUAUGGCAACUUCCGCAACGACAUCGCGCUUCUCCGGCUUACACGACCGUAUCAGCUGGGCCGAGCCAUUCAGCCAAUUGCACUUGGGCGCUCUGAUGUGCCGACCGGUGGAACGGUUACCAUUUCCGGAUGGGGACGGCUUUACAGCAACGGGCCACUGCCUGCGUUGCUGCAGUAUAACCGCGUUGUCGCCAUGUCCGCCAGAGAAUGUGUGUCGCAGACCGGUAUCCGCUCGGGGCUAUUGUGUCUACGGUCACCGGCGAACAAUGGUGCUUGUAAUGGAGAUUCCGGCGGACCGGCAGUUUACAACGAUCAACUGGUUGGAGUGGCAAACUUCGUAAUCAAUUAUUGCGGUUCGUCUGCACCGGAUGGAUAUGCGAAAGUUUCCGAUUUCGUUCAGUGGAUACAGUCCAAAAUAAAUUAAUUCAGCUGGAAAUUGUUGUUGUGGGGAAAUAUUGCUAAUUUUGCCGGAAACAUAUUUGUUUCGAAUUCUAUAUUAUAGCAAGGAAUAGGAAUUAGAAAGGCACUUUCAAUGUAAAAUCGUAAUGUAAAAAAUCCAAAAUCGACAGAAGCUUUCAAUCGCUGUUGACAUUCUUAUAAUUUACUGCAGCGUCGAUAAAUUAUGAAAAUUAUUAGAGUUUAUACAAUUUUCAUAAGUUUCAAAAAUGUAGCCGAAUUUCCUUGCAAAUAAAUUUAUGGUAGAUGGCCCUUAGUUAAUCUCAGCCCUUCCAUUCAUUUUCUGAUUUUUAAACUUGAACAAAAAUUACAACUCGACUUGACAGAAUCAACCAUUUCAACAGCGAAAAAAAAUAUUUAGAGUUUAACUAAUAUAUUAGCCCCCCAGAAUACCAUCUCUCAAAAUAUUCUAUUCCCCAGAAAGUCAUUCCUCACAAUGCACCAUUCCCCAGAAGGUCAUUUCCUAGAAAAGUUUUACUUUUUUAUUGAUUUGAUCUUUUCAAACGUACUACUCGUUCCGACUUCCAUUGAACGAAAAUCUUCGCUUUCGAUUCGACCACUUCUGAAAUUGUGUUGAAACCGGAAGUUAGGAUGACAUCAUUUAUUCUGAAUUAAAAUAAAGAAUUCGCUAAUUCA